Molecule: messenger RNA, 3514 nt
Organism: Sardina pilchardus (European sardine)
Lineage: Eukaryota; Metazoa; Chordata; Actinopteri; Clupeiformes; Clupeidae
Gene: abcd1
Product: ATP-binding cassette, sub-family D (ALD), member 1
Exons: 10
Coding region: 896-3211 (771 amino acids)
Biological process (GO): peroxisome organization; fatty acid beta-oxidation; long-chain fatty acid import into peroxisome
Cellular component (GO): peroxisomal membrane
Molecular function (GO): ATP hydrolysis activity; ATP binding; long-chain fatty acid transmembrane transporter activity
Source: RefSeq, a predicted model, not a curated record
ACUUCAUUCUUUCUCCCCUAGCGGAAAAACAAACGUAGCGAUAUGGAGUUAAAUGCUUUGAUCGCCGGGGGGUCAUGAUAUGCUUUAAUUGGACCUAUCAUUUGUGAAAGUGGCUGUACAGCUUUAGGUGAAAAAGAUCAACAUUUAGUAUAGCUGUGGCAAUGCUUUUAACUGUGAAGGAAGACGAAUUGUCAGGUCACUCGACUGGAAAGUGGAGUGGAGGAGAGAAAAAGUUCCUAGCUAGUGUGGUAAUAGCAAGUUGCUAGACAGCUGUUAGAGACACUUAUCAGCUAACCUACAAUCUAAUCUUAUUUUUUAUCAAUUAUUCUAGCCAGUUGGCUAGCUGGGAAUUAGUUUUCAGCACUAAAAGUACAACUUGGUUGCAUGCUACGUGGAUAUAAUGUUGUCGUUAGCCAGCUAACGUUUACUAGUAUUGUUUGCUAACGUUAGUAGCCAGGUAACGUCAACUGAGGUUAACACUAACGUUAACCUUGAAUGGUUUAACUGUGUUUGCAUGUACUUUACAAAGUUCAAUCCUCGUUCGUUAUCUAAAGUUAUUGUAACGGUAAGUCAUGCGCAUCUCCCCCGAGAUGUUCAAGCAGCUGACAUGUUGAUUUAGGACGUUUGAGAUUGUGUGCUGACUUUACUGUGCAACGUUACAUAAACCGAAUGACCCAGGUUUAAGCUAUCAAACGUUAUUGAACUCCUGUGAUUAAGUGGCUGUAACUCAGUCUAGUACAAACACGACACGUAUUUCCUGUUUCUACAUCCUAUACCUGUUGUCAUUUUUUAGCACGUUUUAACAUACUUAACAGAUAAGUAGCGUUUUUAAUAAGACAUUGCCAGUCCAUUCAACAUCUAGUUCAACACUAUUGGUUUAGUUCAACCAAAGAAAAUGCUGGACUCUUACUUAAAACUUCCUGCACAUCUUAGAAAACCUUCAGCAGUCCGUAAAGCAGCUUUGCUUCUGGUUGCUGCCUAUGGCAUCAAAAAACUCUACCCACAUAUUUAUGCCAAGUUCACAGGCAAGACUAGUAAACAGUCCUCGGGGCCCCUGUCGCUUGGCACAAACGGGGAGCCUCGGGGCCUGUCAGACAAGGAGAAGAGGAAAAGCAGCUCCCCGGCUGUCAACCGUGAGUUCCUGGCGAGGCUGGCUCACCUGUUGCGCAUCCUCUUCCCCCGACUCUUCUGUAAAGAGCUGGCCUUGCUCGGCUUCCACUCCGUGGCCCUCAUGUCCCGCACAUUCCUCUCCAUCUAUGUGGCCAGCCUGGACGGCCGCAUCGUCAAGACCAUUGUGAAGAAGGAUCCGCAGGCGUUUGCCUGGGAGCUGAGCAAGUGGCUCCUGAUCGCCAUCCCCGCCACCUUUGUGAACAGCGUCAUCCGCUACCUGGAGGGUCAGCUGACCCUGGCCUUCCGCACGCGGCUGGUGUCCCACGCCUACCAGCUCUACUUCAACAAUCAGACCUACUACCGCGUCAGCAACCUGGACGGCCGGCUGGCCAACCCAGACCAGUCCCUGACCGAGGACGUGGUGAUGUUCGCUGCCUCCGUCUCCCACCUCUACUCCAACCUGACCAAACCCAUCCUGGACGUGGUGGUCACCUGUUACACCCUGAUCAAGGCGGCCGAAUCCAAAGGUGCCAGCACCAACUGGCCCGCAGGCAUAGCGGGCGUUGCGGUGGGCAUGACGGGGUUGGUGCUGCGGGCGUUCUCUCCGAGCUUCGGGAAGCUGGUGGCUGAGGAGGCCAGGAGGAAAGGAGACCUGCGCUACAUGCACUCACGCAUUAUCGCCAACUCAGAGGAGAUUGCCUUCUAUGGGGGACACAAGGUGGAAAUGUCCCAGCUGCAGCGCAGCUACAAGGCCCUGUCCUCCCAGAUCAACCUCAUCCUGUUCAAGCGCCUGUGGUACGUCAUGCUGGAGCAGUUCCUCAUGAAGUACCUGUGGAGCGCCGCAGGGCUGACCAUGGUGGCCGUGCCCAUCAUCACCGCCACAGGCUACUCCAAGCAUGAUUCAGAAGACGUGAAGCAGGCUGCCAUGGUGAUGAAGGAGGAGGACCUGGUGAGCGAUCGCACGGAGGCCUUCACUACGGCCCGGAACCUUCUGAAUGCCGCAGCUGACGCUGUGGAGAGGAUCAUGAGCUCCUACAAAGAGGUCACCGAGCUGGCGGGCUACACGGCGCGUGUGCACGAGAUGUUCACCGUGUUCGAGGACGUGCAGGCAGGAGUGUACCGGCGCUCCACCAGCAGCAUCGGGGAGCUCCCGGCCUCCGAGGGCCAGCCGCAGGGGGCAGUAAAGCACGGCAUGAGGGUGGAAGGACCGCUGGAGGUCAGAGGUCAGGUGAUUGACGUGGAACAUAAUAUCAGAUGUGAGAACCUGCCCAUCAUCACUCCCACUGGAGACGUGGUUGUGUCCUCCCUCAACAUCCAGGUGGAUGAGGGGAUGCAUUUGCUGAUUACUGGACCUAACGGCUGUGGUAAAAGUUCCCUCUUCCGCAUUCUCAGCGGCUUGUGGCCUGUUUAUAAUGGAGUCUUGUACAAGCCAUCACCCAAACACAUGUUCUACAUCCCACAGAGGCCCUACAUGUCUGUGGGCACCCUGCGCGACCAGGUGAUCUACCCCCACACGGUGGAGGAGAUGACGGAGAAGGGCUUCGCAGACGAGCAGCUGGAGGACAUCCUCCGGAUCGUCAACCUGCGCUACAUCCUGGAGAGGGAGGGAGGUUGGGAUGUAGAGAGCGACUGGAAGGAUGUGCUGUCCGGAGGGGAGAAACAGCGGAUGGGAAUGGCCCGGAUGUUCUACCACAAGCCUAAAUAUGCCCUGUUGGACGAAUGCACCAGUGCUGUAAGCAUUGAUGUGGAGGGAAAAAUAUUCGAAGCUGCUAAGGAUGCUGGGAUCGCUCUUCUCUCAAUCACACAUCGGCCCUCCCUGUGGAAGUACCACUCGCACCUGCUGCAGUUUGACGGCGAGGGCGGCUGGCGCUUCGAGAAGCUGGACGCCUCCACGCGCCUCUCCCUGCAGGACGAGAAACUGCGGCUGGAGACCCAGCUCUCGGGCAUUCCCAAGAUGCAGCAGCGGCUGGCCGACCUGUGCCGCAUGCUGGGCGAGGACAGCGGCGCCCUGCCCGCACUGGGGGAGGGGCCAGUGGAGGGGGAGGGGCUAGAGGAGAAGACGGAGGAGGAGGCGGCGUUGGGACAAAAGGGAGAGGAGUAGAUGAGAGGAGGCUUUGGAGACAGUGAAGGGAAAUGCCACUGUGGCAUGAUGGUGGUAGGCUGUCUGCAAGAGUGGAGAGAGCAAGGUAGGGGGUGGAUACAUAUGCCAGGCCAGGUGUGUGUGUGUGUGUGUCUGUGUGUGUCUGUGUGUGUGUGUCUGUGUGUGUGUGUGUGUGUGUGUGUGUGUGUGUGUGUGUGUGUGUGUGUGUGUGUGUGUGUGUGUGUGUGUGUGUGUGUGUGUGUGUGUGUGUGUGUGUGUGAGAGAGAGAGAGAGAGAGAGAGAGAGAGAGAGAGAGAGAGAGAG